Molecule: messenger RNA, 1050 nt
Organism: Gastrolobium bilobum
Lineage: Eukaryota; Viridiplantae; Streptophyta; Magnoliopsida; Fabales; Fabaceae
Product: protein trichome birefringence-like 43
Exons: 5
Coding region: 1-1050 (349 amino acids)
Cellular component (GO): Golgi apparatus
Molecular function (GO): O-acetyltransferase activity
Source: RefSeq, a predicted model, not a curated record
AUGGGGUCUUUUGCCAUAUCUAUUGUUCUGCUUCUUUCUCUUUUCACUCAGAUGCAUAGAAGCAAUGCAAAGAGUGAGUGUGAUUUGUUUCAUGGUAGUUGGGUUAUUGAUGAUUCAUACCCUCUUUAUGAAAGCUCAGUAUGUCCCUUUAUUGAGAAGGAAUUUGAUUGUCAAAAGAAUGGUCGUCCUGAUAAACUCUAUCUCAAAUUUAGAUGGCAACCCAUUGGGUGCAACUUGCCAAGAUUCAAUGGUGAAGAUUUCUUAAGAAGACUUAGAGGAAAGAGUGUCUUGUUUGUGGGGGACUCCUUGAGUUUGAAUCAAUGGCAAUCACUCACUUGCAUGCUUCACACAGCUGUGCCAAAUGCCAAAUACACCUCAGUGAGGAUUGGAGAUCUCUCCACCUUCACCUUCCCGAGCUAUGAUGUUAAGUUGAUGUUUUCUCGUAAUGCAUUUUUGGUGGAUACUGUAAGUGAAAGUAUUGGUCGAGUCCUGAAAUUAGAUUCACUUGAAGCCGGAAAAUUGUGGAAAGGAACCGACAUAUUGAUAUUCGACACUUGGCAUUGGUGGCUUCAUACAGGAAGAAAACAACCAUGGGAUUUCAUUCAAGAAGGAAAUCAUACAUUCGAGGACAUGAAUCGUUUGGUUGCUUUCGAGAGAGGCUUAAAAACAUGGGCCAAAUGGGUUGAAGACAAUGUUCUCCCUAACAAAACAAGGGUAUUCUUCCAAGGUGUCUCUCCAGAUCAUCUAAAUGCAGCGAAAUGGGGGCAACCAGGGGCGAGAUUUUGUGAGGGGCAAAUGUUGCCAGUGUUUGGAUUGAAGUAUCCAGGAGGAGCACACCCAGCAGAGUUGAUGUUAGAGAGAGUAUUAGGAGCCAUGUCAAAGCCUGUGUAUUUGCUCAAUAUUACUACAUUGUCACAGUUGAGGAAAGAGGGUCACCCUUCUGUUUAUGGACAUGGUGGGCAUAGGGACAUGGAUUGCAGCCACUGGUGUCUACCUGGUGUUCCUGACACUUGGAACAUGCUUUUGUAUGCAGCUCUCAUUCAAAAUUAA